AUAAAAAAGUAAUUCCACCACCCUAGUGCUCACUGACUCAAAAGCCAUCCCAUGUACAACAUAGGUUUUCAACACCAUUUCCCAUAAUACCCUCUUAACCCUACUCAAUUACGCAGCUUUAGCCCUACCGCAUCUCCUUAAAUACGACUACCCUAAGCUGCGUUUCUUCCCUUUCUCCCUCCUUCCUUUCCCCCUCCCAAGUUUCCGACCAUGCUUUCUCAUCUUACCUCUUCCGAUUCUAUGCUGGGAAAUGCAUUCCCCGCGUUCGACUAUGCUCUCACGCCCUGGGAUGGGCCUGAUUUUUUGCCCUUCAACCCCACUAGCCCCAACCCCGUCACCUCCAGUUCCGCUUCGGACGACCCCAAAACAACCCCUGCCCACCAAAAACCGCCCUCGGACCAGUCCAACCGGGUUGUGUCCCUCAUGGAGGAGCGAAAACGCAGGAGAAUGAUAUCGAACCGGGAUUCGGCCCGAAGGUCACGCAUGCGUAAACAGAGACACCUAGAGAACUUACGGAACCAGAUGAACCUGUUUCGGGUUGAAAACCGGGAACUGAACAACGGGUUUCAGUUCCUCCUUCACCACUGUAACCGUCUACGAACCGAAAACGAGUGGCUCCGGUCCGAACGAACCAUGCUCCGGCAAAAACUGGCCGACAUAAAUCAAAUUUUGCUCUUCCGACAAUUGCAACCAUUUUCCACUGCAUGGCCGUGCAAUAUUGUCAUGGCAGAAUAAACCUUUGAUCACCAUUAACCACAUAAACUACUAAUCACAAUUCGGCGUUCCUUAAGUAACUAAAGACAGUAACUUGUCUUAAUUUAUUUUCUGUGUAAAAUAUUUAGAGUAGUUAAAGGUGAAGUAGGGUGGGUGGUACGUACCGGUUCUUUUUUUGGAAACACGGUUACGGUUUUGGAAAAUACAUGUUAUUUUUUUUCAAAACCAGAAGGGUUAUUAGUUAUUAUACUAUG
This is a messenger RNA of Vigna radiata var. radiata (mung bean), 968 nucleotides long. RefSeq names its product bZIP transcription factor 53-like. Gene Ontology annotation, cellular component: nucleus. Gene Ontology annotation, molecular function: DNA-binding transcription factor activity; transcription cis-regulatory region binding. The coding region runs from base 211 to 735 and encodes 174 amino acids. The transcript has a single exon. The record is from RefSeq and is a predicted model, not a curated record. Lineage: Eukaryota; Viridiplantae; Streptophyta; Magnoliopsida; Fabales; Fabaceae. Gene Ontology annotation, biological process: positive regulation of DNA-templated transcription.